Anoplophora glabripennis (Asian longhorned beetle) is the source of this 453-nucleotide messenger RNA. RefSeq lists its product as uncharacterized. The record is from RefSeq and is a predicted model, not a curated record. Bases 1 to 453 code for a protein of 150 amino acids. The transcript is spliced from 2 exons. NCBI's taxonomy places the organism in Eukaryota, Metazoa, Arthropoda, Insecta, Coleoptera, Cerambycidae.
AUGACUUCCGACGAUAAUGUUUCAAAAAAAGUAAAUCUAAAAUCCAAAGCCGCACCUUUGCGAAGGUCUGUGUCUACAACUAGUCUUGGAAUAUUAUAUGCAAAACACUUAAAUUUACGUGACACCAAAUCUUACACAGGGGGCAUGGAAGAUGCAAAGAGUGUUAGUUCAGAAGAAAAUGAAGUAAGAAAUGACAAGAUGGGAGAACUAAUACACAGGGACAGGCCAUCAGUCAAGAACGAAAUUGAAACAAAGGAUGCGAUAACAAACGAAAUACUCGUUAUAAAAGACGAGAUGUUACAAUGUGGAGGAAAGAAUUAUACGCUCAACGAAAUAGCUCACAUCUGGAAGAAAGAUUGCAGAAUAUGGCUAUGGAAAAACUGUCCUGAAUUGAAGAGGAAUAAAUCUGUGGGAGAGAAAAUAAGACUGGGGCUUUUAAAACACAAAAAAUAG